AUGUCUGAAAGGAAGAAGACCCGCAAGCGGUCCAAGAUUAAGCGUUGGCUGAGAAGUUGGGUUUUCACGCCUCUGGGUAACGUGAGGAUCAAGUUGAUCAACAAGGUCGAGCGAAAGCGUCGAAGUAUUUCAGACUGUGAGCUUAAUCGGAUCGUUUCUGGUGCCCUCACUGAUCGAUAUCCGUCUCGCUUUUUCCGAGACCGCAAUGAUCACACAUCUAUCCCAGUGAGGAGGUCCCUGCUCGAGAAUGAGUUUGACAUAUCGCUGGUAGAUCUGGUUGAACCCAUACCCGAUCAGUCGGGGAAUCCGCAACAACGGUCUUCUAGGCUUGAUUUGGGCGUGGGCAACGACCCUCUGGUUGACGGAGGAGAACUUGCUGUGCCUACAGCCCAGCCUAAGUCUCAUGAUACCCGUGGAAGCUGGCGAGGGGAUGAACGUUCUGUGUUGAGAAUCAUGAAUCCGGACGUAUCUGAAUUGAGUAGUGAGGAUGAGAAGGCUGAGGAGUCAGGCGCUAUUUCUGUAAUAGAGGUUAAUAGGAAUGUGUACGAACUCUCCGCACUUGGGGAAAUGAGCCCAGACUUACCUACUGAGUUGAGUGGUGAAGAAAAGCAAUCUAGGCAGUCAUGUCCCAUUUUGGUUGAGUCUGAUUUUCACAUGGCCAACCCUCUGGUGAUUGCAGAGCUGGCUCCUCAACUCCCCGAUUUGUAUUUCAUCCAUCAACCCGAUCCACCAUUAUGCUGUCUCAUCAUCUCAACCCUUCAGGACUCCAGCUCACCAGUUCUUUUCGAGGGCGGGGUCUGUUCGGGAGAACACUCUUCACACGGCCCUAAACCAGUGAUUCAACGUCCCUUGUCAGAUAUGUCCAUCAAGAGAGCCAACCCCCAGAUGAACACCAUGGAAUUCCUCAUCCGCCAAACACAGAGAAAGCGUAAUGCUAUUGUGAAGAAUAGAUACAUCUCCCCGUUUGUUCCAUUGCAACCACGACCACUAAGAGUUCGAAAAAGUUGCGAUAUCACCCCUACCAAUACGCAGAAUGAUGUCCUAUCCCCCAUUCCUGCAGAGACAUCCCGUGAUGUGACAGCACCACAGGACGGCACCGUUCUCUCCACAGCCAUCCAUAUCAUCACCACGGUAGCAACAGCCCACAAUUUGGAAUCCCUCCGCUGCCAUACCCACUUAGCCCCCGAGAACCAACCCACCUCCCACCUCGCAUGGACAGUCUACCAACUUCACCCAGGGCUAGCCCGCAGUGCCGGCACUGUUCGACCUGUCGAUCUGGGGCCAUCUCUCCGCCAGUGGUGGUUGGUCCUCGGCUUCGACCUCGGGCGUUGGAUCGUGUCUCCGCCUCCUUCUCAGACGUUGCUCCUGAACCACGUUGGGCUGGUCCUGAAGGCCCCAGGGGGUUUUAUGCUGUAUCUGAAGAUGGCUUGUCCUUAUUAUCUGUUGAAACGGAUCGUAUUGAUCAAAGUGUUGGUUCAUCUGGCUUGGAAUUGUGUCUAA
Messenger RNA from Penicillium expansum, 1500 nucleotides. RefSeq lists its product as uncharacterized. The record is from RefSeq and is a predicted model, not a curated record. The coding region runs from base 1 to 1500 and encodes 499 amino acids. The transcript has 2 exons. Lineage: Eukaryota; Fungi; Ascomycota; Eurotiomycetes; Eurotiales; Aspergillaceae.